This is a messenger RNA of Ziziphus jujuba (common jujube), 2868 nucleotides long. RefSeq names its product pentatricopeptide repeat-containing protein At1g10270. Lineage: Eukaryota; Viridiplantae; Streptophyta; Magnoliopsida; Rosales; Rhamnaceae. Gene Ontology annotation, molecular function: protein binding. The record is from RefSeq and is a predicted model, not a curated record. Bases 166 to 2529 code for a protein of 787 amino acids. Gene Ontology annotation, cellular component: chloroplast. The transcript is spliced from 2 exons.
AAACAGAAGUAAUUAGAGGGAGUCAGACUGACACAGUGUUCACAAAAACCCCCUAUUUGGCUUCACAAGUCACUCAUUGUAGGGUUUAGGGUGCGUCUCCCAUUUUCUUCUUCGUCUUGUUUGUUGUUUGUGUGCGAGUGCGAAAUCAAUCAAUCAAUCCCAGUUAUGUCUGUGUAUCGCCUCCUGCUCCGCUCUCUUCGCAGCCCCUCCUCCUCCUCCUCCUCCUCCUCCUCCUCCCAACAAACCUUAACUCCAUCUCUCACAGCCCUACUACUCCACACCCUGCAAAACCCCAACCCUAACCCCCACCAUGCUCUCCUCCCCCGCCGCUCCUUCGCCUUCUCCUCCGCUGAGGAAGCUGCCGCCGAGCGCCGCCGCCGCAAGCGCCGCCUCCGCAUCGAGCCUCCUCUCCAUGCUCUCCGGCGAGACCCCCAUCCUCCACCCCCUCGCGACCCCAACGCCCCUCGCCUCCCCGACUCCACCUCUGCCCUUGUGGGUCCCCGCCUCAACCUCCACAACCGCGUGCAGUCCCUCAUCCGCGCCGGCGACCUCGACGCCGCCUCCGCUGUCGCUCGCCACUCUGUGUUCUCCAACACCCGUCCCACCGUCUUCACCUGCAACGCCAUCAUUGCCGCCAUGUACCGCGCGAAGAGGUACAAUGACGCAAUUGCCCUCUUCCACUUCUUUUUCAACCAGUCCAAUAUUGUUCCCAAUAUUGUCUCUUACAAUAACUUGAUCAACACCCAUUGCGAUGAGGGUCGUGUUGAUGUGGGUCUCGAGGUUUAUCGCCAUAUCAUUGCCAAUGCUCCCUUUAGUCCCUCACCUGUCACCUACCGGCACUUGACCAAAGGGCUGAUCGAUGCCGGUAGGAUCGGCGAGGCCGUUGAUCUUCUGAGAGAAAUGCUGAACAAAGGCCACGGUGCCGAUUCCUUGGUUUAUAACAACUUGAUCUCCGGCUUCUUGAAUUUGGGGAAUCUGGACAAGGCUAAUGAGCUCUUUGAUGAGCUUAAGGAACGCUGCUUGGUGUAUGAUGGGGUUGUGAAUGCCACCUUUAUGGAUUGGUUUUUCAGUAGGGGCCAACAUAAGGAGGCUAUGGAUUCCUACAAGUCUUUGCUUGAUAGGCAGUUUAAGAUGGUCCCUGCCACUUGCAAUGUUCUGCUGCAGGUGUUGCUUAAGCAUGAUAGGACGACAGAGGCUUGGGCUUUGUUUGAUCAGAUGCUGGAUAAUCACACUCCGCCUAAUUUUCAAGCUGUCAAUUCCGAGACUUUUAAUAUAAUGGUCAAUGACUGUUUCAAGCUUGGAAAGUUUGAAGAGGCCAUUGCAACCUUCAAGAAGGUUGGAACUAAAGUGAAUUCCAAACCUUUUGCUAUGGACGUUGCUGGGUAUAAUAACAUCAUCGCAAGGUAUUGUGAGAAUGGGAUGUUAUCAGACGCCGAGAAAUUAUUUACAGAAUUGUCCGCCAAAUCAUUAUCCCCUGAUGUCAAUACUUAUAGAACUUUGAUCGAUGCAUAUUUGAAAGUUGAGAACAUAGAUAGUGCUUUGAACACAUUCAACAGGAUGGUGGAUGCCGGUUUACGAGUGGUUGCUAGUUUUGGUAAUAGGGUGUUUGAUGAAUUGAUCAGCAAAGGCAAAGCUGUGGACUGUGCACAGAUUUUGAAAAAGAUGGGAGAAAAAGAUCCUAAACCAGAUGCCAGUUGCUAUGAGGUUGUGAUUAAGGGACUUUGCAAUGAAGGAGCAUUUGAUCCAACCCAGGAUUUAUUAGAAGACAUGUUCAGGUAUGGCAUUGGUGUUCCUCCAGUUCUGCAGCAAUUCGUAAGAGAAGCUUUUGGCAAAGCUGGCUUGAGUGAAGAGAUUGAGAGAGUGUUAAGUGCAAGUAGGUGGGGAUAUGUGCCACGCCCUCAAAUAGCACGACCGAGACAGCAGCCAUUUGGCCCCUCGCAAACGGCAGGACAGCAUCGCCUACCAUCAGGACCUCCUCAAAUGUCUGCACCACAGCAUCCUUCAUUUGGAUCCCCUCCAAUGGGAGGAUUGCAACAACCUCCAUCGGGGCCCCCUCGGAUGAAUGGACCUUAUCAAUGGUCAUCAGGACCUUCUCAUGUAGUACCACCCCAAAACCCUCCACAUGGACACCCUCAAAUGGCAGGAUCUCUGCAACAUCCAUCAGGACACACUCAAAUGGGAGGACCUCAAAACCCUCCUCCGGUAUUUCCUCACAUGACAGGACCUCAGCAACCUCCACCAGGACCCCCGCAAAUGGCAGAGCCUUAUCAGCCCAUGUCACAAUCUCCUCGAAUGGUCGGACAACAUGAAUUGCAUUCAGGACCCAGACAGAUGGAAACACCACAGUUCUCUUCAUCAGGUCUGCCUCAAAGCACCGAACAGUAUCACUUGCGACCAGAUGCCCCUCAAAUGUCAGGACAGCACCAUCCCCCAUCAGGGCCCCCUCAAAUGACCAGACAACAAGAGGUGUCAUCAGAACCCCCUCAGCCUCAAGUGACAGAACAGGCGCAUAGUGUCACUUUCUCUUAAGCUUGAGAGAGAUAUUUUUUGACUGGAUGUACGAGGGUUUGUAUGAGACUAUUAAUUAUCUUUCAUAUAUCAUGGGUCUAUGAUACGAUAAAUUAAUUAUGCUUAUAGUUUUCAGAUCCACAUAUCCAUUACAGACAUUUUGAUACAUAAAUAAUUCCAAUUCUAUUCAUUGUACAAGCCUAGAUAUGUAGCAUAUCUCAAGGUGACAUUUGUGAGCAUUAACUGCUUGAAGCAACUGAGUAACAAUUUUGCCCCUAAUGCUGCUUGCAGUGCAUUUGUUGUAUAAGGAUCGUUGAAAUUCAUUAACCUAUAUGUUGAUGUUCAUGGCUUUGGUUUCAA